UAAAUGGAAACAACUAAGUUUCGACAAAUGCUUCAUUCUCUUGGGCUACUCACAAUAAUUGUAUAUUUUCAAUUUAACUUGUCAUCUUCACAAGGAAAUGAACUCCCCUAUAUGACUUCAGAUGUCAAAGAAGUCUCAGGUAAGUUGUUUGAUUACAUUAUUGUUGGGGGAGGCACCACCGGCUGCCCAUUAGCUGCAACUCUAUCUCAGGAUUUUUCUGUGCUAUUGGUGGAAAGAGGUGGCUCACCUUAUGGAAAUCCAUUGGUCAUUGAUAAAAGGUACUACGGCUUCUCAUUGCUUCAAACUGAUGAAUUCUCAUCAGUUGCGCAAAGCUUCAUCUCUAAGGACGGUGUUAAGAAUCAUAGAGGACGAGUACUUGGAGGAUCAUCAGCUAUAAAUGGCGGGUUUUAUAGUCGAGCUAGUGAUGCUUUCGUUGAAAGAGCUGGGUGGGAUGAGGAGCUUGUAAAGGAGAGUUACGAAUGGGUGGAAUCUAGAGUAGUUUUUACCCCGGAGUUGACCCCAUGGCAGAUUGUUUUUGAAUUUGGACUUCUUGAAGCAGGAAUUUUACCUUACAACGGGUAUAGUUUGGAACAUAUUGAAGGAACAAAAGUGGGUGGAAGUGUGUUUGAUAAUUGGGGAAAGAGACACACCUCAGCUGAUCUCCUUGAGGCAGGAAAUCCCAAAAAUAUCACUGUUCUUCUCAAUGCAACUGUUAAGAAUAUCAUCUUUCAUACUAAUGAUGAUGCAGGCAAGGAACCUGAAACCAGAGCUUGGGGCAUCAGGUUCAUUAAGAGCGACGGUAGCUCAAAUAAAAUACACGAGGCAUACCUCCAUCGGCCUAAGAAUUCAAGUCCAUGGGGUGAUGUUAUUUUGUCAUCAGGAGCAUUAGGCAGUCCCCAAAUCCUGUUGUUAAGCGGCAUUGGACCUCAGGAACACCUGAAGGACUUCGAUAUUCCACUCAUUCAACACUUAAAAGGGGUUGGACAAGGGAUGCAAGACAAUCCCUGCAUUGCCCUCUUGGUAGAUAAAAUGCCAAUGAAUCGGCUACCAGAGCCACCUCAAGUUGUGGGCAUAGCAGAUGGCCUCAGGUUCAUAAUUGAGGCCGGAGUUGCACCCAUUAGCUUCAAUGCAUCGAGGAUGCCAAUUGCUGCCAAGAUUGCAUUUCCAGCAUCGAAAGGAAAGCUUGAAUUGCAAAGUACAGACCCCAAGCAAAACCCUUCAGUAGAAUUCAAUUAUCUAGAGAAGGACAAGGACAUGAACCAAUGUGUAAAGAUGGCUGAACUGCUUGAAAGGGUGGCAAAGUCUGAAUCAAUUGCUCUGUUCCUUGGACUUAAACCUCAAGAAAAAUUGAUGUCAAGUACUGAUGAGUUGAGAAAAUUAUGCAAAAACAACGUGAGGACUUAUUACCAUUAUCAUGGGGGUUGUGCAAUUGGAUCAGUUGUUGACGAUGAUUACAAAGUGUACAGUGUUAAUGGAUUGAGAGUAAUUGAUGGAUCAACUUUUCAAGAAUCACCGGGCACAAAUCCAAUGGCCACUCUCAUGAUGCUAGGACGAUAUCAAGGGAUCAAAUUACUCCGACAAAGGAGAGAUGCUUCUUCAAAUUUGUAACCAACAAAAUCCUUUCUUGUAACUUUUAUAUGUUUAUCAGUUUGAAUAGAUGAAUAGAUUUUUGUGAAUUUUGCAACAUAAUUACUCAUCAAUUCAUCAUGUC
Messenger RNA from Pistacia vera, 1711 nucleotides. RefSeq names its product protein HOTHEAD-like. The record is from RefSeq and is a predicted model, not a curated record. Gene Ontology annotation, molecular function: oxidoreductase activity, acting on CH-OH group of donors; flavin adenine dinucleotide binding. The transcript has 3 exons. Lineage: Eukaryota; Viridiplantae; Streptophyta; Magnoliopsida; Sapindales; Anacardiaceae. The coding region runs from base 4 to 1608 and encodes 534 amino acids.